CAAACAUAUGCUUUUUUGCAGAUUUUUCCAACAUGGUUAAAAUUGUAUAACUAAAGGGUAUUUGUAAAUUGAAAUAAAAGUUGGUUCUUUGUAAUAUUAAAUAAAUUCAUAAAGCAAUAUGUUUCGAUUUCUAAAAAUAUUGCCAAGAAAUGUCAACCAAUAUUUAGCACCCACAAAGAAUAAAUUUUGCUACAGAAGUAUAUGCAAUGUAGAAAAUCAGACCAACAACAAAAGUUUAAAUGCCAAUUUUAUUGGACUAAAUAGCUUAGCUUUGAAAAUUAAUCAGGAUUUGGUAUGUCCAAAGUCAACGUAUUUUAAUAAUCGGAAUAAUACCAAUAGCGAAGUGGUCAAUUCGGUAUUAUAUGAUCAUAGUAAUGUGUUCGGAUAUAUUAAAAAUUACAGGCAAGUUUAUAUAGAAAAUCCUAAUGCAACAAUAGAAAUGCCGCCACAAAAUAAAGUAGAAGAUGUAAUACAAGCGGCUCGAUUAAUAGUUAUUAGAAGAAGGAAAAUGAAAAAGCAUAAACUUAAAAAGUUAAGAAAAAAAAUGAAAUUUGAAUGGGCAAAAGUUCGUCAAAGAAGAGAAAUGCGCAAAGAAAAAGCAUUUCAAGCGGUUCUCAUUAAUCAAAUUAAGGAAGCUGAAAGAUUUAGUGCGGAACAGUAUGUAGAACAGAAGCUUAAACAAGCAAAUGAAGUUCCCAUCCCACGAUUUUGGAAAGGCAGGCGCUUGCCAGCUUUCAUUAUAAAAGAAAAAUUAGGGAUCAAGUAAUCGUUUUCAAGCUGCAAUUAGAAAAUUUAAAAAAUUAUACCGAAAUAAUUUUCAUAAUAAAUUUAACAAUUUAUUUUCGACUCCUUUAUGAUUUUACUACACAAA
Molecule: messenger RNA, 871 nt
Organism: Condylostylus longicornis
Lineage: Eukaryota; Metazoa; Arthropoda; Insecta; Diptera; Dolichopodidae
Exons: 1
Coding region: 119-766 (215 amino acids)
Biological process (GO): mRNA processing
Cellular component (GO): mitochondrion
Source: RefSeq, a predicted model, not a curated record